GCUUGUCCCGUCUUGUCUUCUUCUCCACCAUCACAGCCGCCGCCAUGCACGGCGUCACGGACGAAACGUUCCUUCCGCAGAUUAUCGGCGUCUUCUACGCAACGUUCGACCCCGUGGCCGGCCCCACUGUGCUGCACCAGGUCCCCGAGCACCUCAUCUCAAGUAGCACAAGUGACGAUGGCGCGCGCUCUCCCUCUGGGUCCCGCUCGCGCUCCGUGCCGCGCGACUCGCGCUCGACGGAUCGAGGCCGCGAUCGCUCGCGCCCACGCAUGGCACGCAACGCGUCACCUUCCCCGAUGCGCAUUUCUCACCCGCAGCCCCGCUCUCCGCGGGACAGUGUCACUUCCUCCCUCUCCCUCUCCGGCAGCCCGCACGCGAACGGCACGCACUCGUCCCCGCUCGCGCAGCCUAGCUCGACCCCCCACGCGAGAGCCGGCACACCCGCGCCGCGCCAGCCCGCCCUCCUCGACUUUGGGAGCAUGAGCGAGUACGUGAUCCCGAAGAAGAGCUUGCACGGCAAGCUCGUGUCGUUUCGCACGAGCGGCGCGUGGGAUGCGACUGGCGAUGAGCCCGACGACGCCAGCGACGACGGUGAGCACAGGUACGAGUACCGCGUCAUCGGCCUGCCCAUGGUGCUCGAAGGCGAGGCUGGUAGGUAUCAGCGCAACCAGUACAUUUGGAAUUUGUGUUUUGUGUUCCGAGCGUCCGCGAGCCUCGCGGCGUUCGAGCCCGUCGUGCGCAAGACCGCGCGGAUACUUCGCUCGGCGGAGCUGGAUACCGGAUACCUCAGCGCGCCGCAGGCGCACCACACCCCUAUUCCCGCCGUCUUGGAGCAGAUCUUUGAGGACCUCAACUCGUACUCGGAGACGAGCAUCCCGCUGGACGGUUACAAUUCGCUCGAGCUCAAGUUGUUCCCGUAUUAUCCCAAUCCCCCUGAAUGCAACGACUGGGACGUCCCCAUCGCCCUCGUCGACCUCAAGUCUCUCCGCGAUCCAAAUUGGGACAUUACCGCCUCCCGCGUCGUCGAUCAUGUCGAUGGUAUCAACCAUUGUGCGCGGAUCGCGCAGCUCGCUGACGCCGACCUGGCUCUUGUCCGCGAAACCCUCCGUCACAUGCUUUUCUACCAAGUCGUCAUGAUCAUCGACAUUUUCCAGUACUCCAAUCUCUAUACAGUCAACUCUUCCUUCCCCCGCCUCGUCGCCGACGAGAGUGUCAUCGCAGAAUGCGGGACAUACGUCACCCGCCCAAACUUUCCCGUCCUUGACUGGCCCGCCCUUGCUACGCUGUACGCUAAGCUCACUCCGGGCAUCACCGUACACAAGUGGUGCGAAGAUAAUGGCGUGCUAGCCAAGGGCAUCGACCCCCGCCGGUUCGUGUCCUUUGGCAUCAUCAAGGGCUUCCUCGUCCGCGCCCACCGCUGGCCAGUAAUGGUAGAUAGAACCGCACCUCUCCUCCUCGGCCCCGGUCUUGGCCUGACCGGCGCCGGCUCGUCCUUACUCGCCCCAGACCCCGCUCGCCGCCGCGUCGGCUUCCAUAGCAACUCGCGCGAAAGCCGUGACUUCCGUAAUGACUCAGGCAUCACCCGCGCUUUGCUGGGUGGCGACAGCCGGGGCGAGUCCCAGUUCACCCUCCGCUCCGGCGGAAGUGCAGCGAGCAUCACAGGUGUAUCGCCAGGCUCGGCGGCACCGAACUCGCCCCCGCGCAAGUUGAACCAGAACCAGGGCCGCUCGCUUGGCAGCAUGCCUGACACGCACCCGUCAGUGUCGUCGCGGCGGACGAACACGCUGCGCUCGGGUGGCGGUCUUAGCCAGUUCACUACGAGCGCCGGCGCCGGCGUGUCGCAGAUCUCGCGGCAGGCGCAGGGGCGGCUGUACGAGCUAGAAGACGAGCUCCUGGGAUACCUGGACGGACAUCACCACACGGACGAGAUCCAGGUGCGCAUGGGUAUGAGCUGGACGCAGCUGGAGAAAGUGCUGGGCCUGGACGAGAUGCGGGACGGAGUGGGGCGGAAGGGCAUUGCGAUGGUGGUCAAGUAGAGAGGGAUGAGAUCAUGAGAGAGUAGUGAUGGCUGGCCUGAAU
Messenger RNA from Cutaneotrichosporon oleaginosum, 2079 nucleotides. RefSeq lists its product as uncharacterized. The record is from RefSeq and is a predicted model, not a curated record. Gene Ontology annotation, cellular component: GATOR1 complex; vacuolar membrane. Gene Ontology annotation, biological process: positive regulation of autophagy; negative regulation of TORC1 signaling. Gene Ontology annotation, molecular function: GTPase activator activity. Lineage: Eukaryota; Fungi; Basidiomycota; Tremellomycetes; Trichosporonales; Trichosporonaceae.